Fusarium vanettenii 77-13-4 is the source of this 627-nucleotide messenger RNA. RefSeq lists its product as uncharacterized. The record is from RefSeq and is a predicted model, not a curated record. The transcript has 4 exons. Lineage: Eukaryota; Fungi; Ascomycota; Sordariomycetes; Hypocreales; Nectriaceae. The coding region runs from base 1 to 627 and encodes 208 amino acids.
AUGCUCGGGGGGGGGGGGGGGGGGGGGAACUUGGAUCUUUCCAAGCUCACCCCAGCCCAGCUGCACGCGUUGGGCGCUGGGUUGGCAGGCCGGCCCAGUGGGCCGGCUGCCGGGGUCACCAAGACCCAGACGACUGCCCAGCCUGGGCUUGGCACCUCGAAGUUCGCCCGGGCCCGCCGGGAGAAGGCGGCCGCCAAGGCUGCCUCCUCCUCCUCCUCCUCCACCACCUCCGUAUCCACCUCCUCUGCCUCCGCCGAGAAGGAGGCUAUCCGGCCCGCUUCCGCCGCCGAGGUCCCCGAGUCCGAGCCCGAGCCCAAGCCCGAGGCCGCCGCCGCCAAGUCCUCCGAGGCUGUGCCCGAGGUUGCAGUCGAUUAUAUCGACUGCAACCUCGGCCCCGGCAGCAACCCAUCUUUGCCGGCAAGCAGCUCCGCCGCGUUGAAGACCUCGCCGGUGAUUAUCCCGGUCUUUGAGAAGACCGCCGCCGCCGCCACCUCCUCUGCCGCCGUCGAGGUCCCCAAGCCCGAGGCCACCGCCGCCAAGUCCUCCGAGGCUAUGCCCGAGGCUGCAGUUGACUUUGUCGACUGUAGCCUCGGUGAAAAGGUCGACGAGGAGAUGACCGGGGCUUAG